AUGUUCCAUGGUGCCGGGAUGAAGAUUUUACACAAAGACUCUGAGCAAGUGAUGGCAAUGGCGGAACUUGUAGACGGAAUCGACUGGCUUCGUUCACUGCAAAGAUCCGUGAAUGCUACAUUGCGAUCAAGAGACGAAGAUCAUCAUGCGCGUAUGGGCCACGCACCAACUGAGGUCCUGUACAGGAUGGUUUCCAAGAACAUGAUCAAGGAUGUCAAGAUACCACCAAGAUCAAGCGAAUCAAGCGUGCGUCGUGGUUGUCAAGAAGAAGAAAUGGUGCAGCAACCGUUUCCAAGCAUCCCGAACCAGCGUCACUAUGAUCCAUUUGAGCUUCUGCACAUCGACACGUGUGACCCGAUGGAAGCCGACUCGUUAGUUGGAGCCAAGUAA
This is a messenger RNA of Peronospora matthiolae, 390 nucleotides long. The record is from the annotation of a GenBank genome assembly. Lineage: Eukaryota; Oomycota; Peronosporomycetes; Peronosporales; Peronosporaceae.